AUAUGUCAAUAGAACACGAGGUUAACCUCAAAGUUGAUUCAUUCUCGUUUAAUUUUACAGAGAAAAUUUUAUAAUUUAAAGUUAGAAAUUUAAAGAUUUUAAUUACAAAAAGUACGAUAAGAAUCCUUACGAAUUUAUCAAAAUGACAGAAGCAGGCAAAGAAGAAAGUUCAGAGAAUAAAAUUGUUAUUCCUCGAGGAAAACCAAAGUCAGGACGAGUUUGGAAAGAACCAAGAAAAAGGUUUUCGUCUAUUGUCAAAACAAAAGGCAUUCGUCAGUCAUUUGAAAAGAAGCAGAAAUUAAGGGAAGAUUUGAAACACAUUAAAGAAUUGUCAAGGGAAAAAGUGGCGAAAAUGAAAGAAGCAAAAGAAUUAAAAAAAGAGAGGAGGAGAGAUAAUUUGAAACGAGCUGAAGAAAAUCGAAAGAAAAGUGAAAUCGUCCAAGUUAUAACAAACACAGCGAAAAUAAAGAGAAUGAAGAAGAAGCAGUUGAGAAUGAUCGAAAAAAGAGACACCCUCAAAAUGAAAUAAAAUAUUAAUGUAACAUUUUCUUGUAAAUAGAGUAAGUAUUGUUCAAAAAGCGAAAAUUUGUAAUAAAACGACAAAAGUCAACAAAAGCAA
Leptopilina heterotoma is the source of this 619-nucleotide messenger RNA. Its product is annotated as coiled-coil domain-containing protein 86. Lineage: Eukaryota; Metazoa; Arthropoda; Insecta; Hymenoptera; Figitidae. Gene Ontology annotation, cellular component: nucleolus. The coding region runs from base 143 to 529 and encodes 128 amino acids. The record is from RefSeq and is a predicted model, not a curated record. The transcript is spliced from 3 exons.